AUGAACGGCGCUGCUGUAAGGAGCCGCGGCGUGACGACGGGGCAGGUACUGAGCCUCUUGCUUUUGUUCGGCGUUUCCGACUGGGUUUCCGCCGCGAUUCGCUAUGCGAUCCCCGAGGAGGCGCGGAGAGGCUCCGCGGUGGGGAAUGUGGUAGCCGACCUGGCGCUGGACCUCGGGCGGCUGCCGGGACGCCGGUUGCGGGUGGUGUCCGGCGGCAAUAAGAAGUACUUCGGGGUGGAUCUGACGAGCGGGGCGCUGCUGGUGAACGAGAGGAUAGACCGGGAGGAGCUUUGCGGCGCGCUCUCUCCCUGCUCCCUCGGCUUUGAGAUCGUGGUGGAAAACCCGCUCGAGCUGUACAGCGGCACCGUAGAGAUCCAGGACAUCAAUGACAACGACCCGGUUUUUCCCAGCAGCCAGGCGAGGCUGGAAAUCAGUGAGUCGGUGGCUGCCGGAGCGCGCUUCCCGCUAGAGAGCGCGCAAGAUCCCGAUGUGGGAAUUAACUCUUUGCAGACCUACCAGCUCAGCGCCAACCCGAACUUUGCGCUCGACGUGCAGACCAGGGUUGAUGGCAGCAAGUAUGCGGAACUGGUGUUAGAGAAGGAGCUGGACAGGGAGGAGCAAAGGGAGCUGAAUUUGGUCUUGACUGCGCUGGACGGAGGCAGCCCGCCACGGUCGGCCCACGUGCAGAUCCACAUUGACGUUGUAGAUGCCAACGAUAAUGCCCCGGUCUUCAACCAGUCCACCUAUAAGGCGAGUGUGAGGGAGAACACGCCCAGCGGUACCCUGGUCGCCAGGAUCAGUGCGUACGAUCUGGAUGAUGGGCCCAAUGGAGACAUCGUCUACUCCUUCAGCAGCCACACCCCUGCCAAGGUACGAGAACUCUUUGCUCUGGACUCAGCCACAGGGGAGUUGAGGGUCAAGGGACAGCUGGACUAUGAGGAAACAAAGUUGUACGAGAUUUACUUACAGGCUAAAGACAAGGGGGCCGUUCCUGGUGUGGCUCAUUGCAAAGUGCUGGUGGAAGUCGUGGAUGUGAAUGACAAUGCUCCAGAGGUGACAGUGACUUCUGUGUACAGCCCUGUGCCUGAAGAUGCAGCCCCAGGGACGGUCGUAGCUCUGCUGAGUGUAACAGACUUGGACUCCCAUGACAACGGCCUGGUGAACUGCUUUAUUUCCCCUGGAAUCCCGUUCAUGCUCAGCUCCUCCCUCAAAAAUUACUACACUCUGAAAACAGAAGGAGCUCUGGACCGGGAAAAGGCAGCAGAGUAUAACAUCACUAUCACAGCCAAGGACUCGGGCUCACCACCCUUGUCUGCAGUAAAACACAUCCUGGUGCAGGUGUCAGAUGUCAAUGACAAUGCGCCCAAGCCAUCCCAAGACUCCUAUGACGUCUAUGUUCUGGAGAACAACGUGCCUGGCAUCCCCAUCCUUAACGUGAGCGCCACAGAUCCGGACCUCGGGCGCAACGCCCACCUCUCCUAUACCCUUUUACAGGGUGACGUCGCUUUUGGCCAUCUCUUCUCCAUCAACCGGGAGAAUGGCACCAUCUACCUGCUCACCUCCCUGGACCAUGAGGACCAGGUGGAGUUCAGCAUGAUGGUGCAGGUCCAGGACGGUGGCUUUCCGCCUCUGGCCACUAAUGUGUCGGUCAGUGUGUUUGUCACUGACCUCAAUGACAAUGCCCCAACGGUGCUGUACCCUCACCCCAACAGCACCACCACCUACACCGAUGUGGUGGCACCAGGCACUCCUGCCGGGCACAUGGUCACCAAGGUGGUGGCGGUGGAUGCGGAUGCAGGGUACAACGCCUGGAUCUCCUAUACCCUGUUACAGGCCACUGACCCCAGCCUCUUCUCGGUGGGGCUGCACAACGGGGAGAUCUUCACGGCCCGCCAGCUCCGCGAGGAUGAUGCUCCUGAGCACACCUUAGUCAUCCUGCUGAAAGACCAUGGGGAGCCUGUGCUGUCCACCAGUGCCACCAUCUCCAUCUCUGUGGCUGAAAUGGUCAAGGAGGUUCUCACUGACCUCACUGAUGUGGCCCCUGCCAGUGAUCCCAGGAGACAUGUGACUUUCUAUCUCAUCCUGGCUGUGAUUUUGGUGUCAGCAGCCUUCUUCAUCACCAUGUUGUCCGUGGGCAUCUUCAAGUGCUACAAGUGGAGACAGUCAAAGGAACUGUACAACAGCUCCAGGAAUACCAUGUACAGGACACCAGGGCCCUUCCACCACAUUGAUGCCGUGCGGGGUGGCUUCACGCCACCCAGCUUCUACCACCAGGUCUAUCUUACCACAGACUCUCGCCAGAGUGAUCUCCUGUGUAAAAAACCCUUCACUUCCAGCCCCUUGGGGAGCCGCCAGGGCACCAUAAGGAAUGGUGAGCCAGGGCUGUACCACCAGAUUGUGGGCACCACCAGCCGGCUGCCCACACCUGCCGAGGUAAUGUAGCUCCUUCCUUGGCGUGUCCCAGCGCUGGGCAGAACCGCGGUUCAUUUGUGCUGUACGCGUGUGGUUACGUGUUGGGGUUGGGAGCGAUAUCCAGUCGUGCCAGGUCUCUAAAGAGUUCUGCUACAGCUGAACAGGUGUUCUCUGGAGCCAAAUGAGACAUCCUGAGGGCUGAUGACUUUUGCACUGUGAUGAGCAGGAUCAAGUGAGUCAGUUUGUACAUGUUGGCGAUGAUGCAUCUUUUGGACGUAGUUUUGGGUACGCCUUGCAUGAGUAACCAGUGGAGGCUGAGGUCAGCUUGAAACCACUUGUUAAUCCUUGGCACAAAGUUUGUUGUUGAUGGUAUUUCCUUCCCUUUGCAAAGGGAGAGCCAAAGGGAGCACUUGCUCUGUGGGGGGAAUGUAAUCUCUGUGUGCCGUGACUCGGUGGGGGCUGGAGAGGUGGCGCUGCAGAUGGGGCAGGGAGCUGGGGAUCAGCGUGUCGCCUCUCACAGUGCAGCACCCAAAGGUGAAGGAUGGUGCUGGUUCCUCUGACAGACAGUGGUCGCAGAGCAGUCCUUCCAUGUUUGACACCUGAAUGGUUCUGGUUUUAUUUCCAUGCAAUUUCAGUGCUGAUGUUCGCUUUGCGGGGGUGGGCGGGAUUGCAGACUGCCCCAGUUGCUUGCAGGGCUCCGCUGGGCUGGACUUUGGCUCUGAGCAGGGUGGUGAGUCCUCCACUCUGAUGUUGUUCAAAAACCCUGUUACAAGCUCUGCAUGAUUUGCAAUAUGCUGUCUCUGGGUGAUGUCUGAUGACCUGACAGAACAAACUGCAGGCUGGAAGGCGUCUGCGCAUGGCAGCAGCUUCUGUGCUUCUCUCCCGAUGCGAAUUGUGCUGCUUAAUUUGAAAGCUUUCAAUUAAAGGAAUGCUUCAGUCUUCAGAGGUGAGGCCAGGUAGUGGAUCCAGUGGAAGGGGAAUUUGGAUCUGGUGCAUUUCCAAGGUCGUUGGUGCUGGUAAUUUGUCCUUCCUGGGAGGCAGUGGGUAGGUGUGACUGGUUCCUCAGAGCAGAAGGAAGUGAGGUGCAGCGGAAGCUGUUCACGGGUGUGAGGCUGCGAGUGCUGCAUGCUCAGUGUGGCCAAAUCACAGAUGGAGGCAGAAACCUCUCAGAAUUAUUUUAUGCCUUUUUUUUUUCCCCCUGCUUGCGUCACUGCUCAGACUCAGCACUUCUGAUUUGUGGCAGGUGAGAAGGGCUGCAGCAGCUGCGGGAGCAAGUGCUCCUCUGCAUUGUGUGGGCUGUGCUGUGGCUGGGGACAAGGAUGUCCCCUCCAUCAAAACGUUCUGAAAAGAUGCCUCUGCUAGUGAGGGAAAUAAAUUAUUUGAGAGUGGGGGUGGAAGGAGGGCAGAAAGCCUGAGCCUUAGCCAUGAUUGCCUCCUGCUCCCCAGUACUGCGCUGGAAAGGCACUGACAGUGAGAAAUCACCUGGGCUGGCUCUGGGCUCUGGAUUUUUGGUCUUUGUUGUGACAACAGACCGUGUCAAGCCUGCAAAGGCUUUACACCCCCUUGCUCUGCAGGGCACAUCCAGCCCCCAAAAAGUGAUGCAGUGGGAAGGGUGUUUGCCCUGCAUAUGACUCCUGCCAUGAAGGAUCCUACCCUGCAGGAUCUCCAGUGAUCCCUGGGUUGUCUGGCUUGGUGUCUUUCCACAGGGUGAGCUCUGACCCUGUGGAAUAAAGAACAUCUCCUUCUCCAUCCUAGACACCCCAUACCCUUCCCACCUUGUCACACCGUCCCCAUCCCAGGCUUUGGCAGACCCAAGCAGCAGCAGGAUCCGCCCUGUAAAGCCCUUGCUCGGUCCUUGGUGACCGAGCCACCUCAGGACACCGAGUGGGUUCUCCCAGGCUACGUGGGCUUUGCAGAGGGCUUCUGCUGAGGCACUGCAGCAGCACCAAACCCAUCCCCAGGGGUGCAGCACCCUGUAUUGCCAGCGGAAAGCUCUGUCACCCUGCUGCACUGUCCUGGACCCUGCCUUGGAUGGGGACAGGGCACAUUCCAGUGCCAAGGUUACUGUGACAGCUUCCUGCUGGUGGCACCGCCAGGAGCCCUGGGGGAAUGAGAAUGUCCAAGCAGAAAUUGGUCUCUGUGCGCUGGGGAAUCCCUUGUCCAGUGUUUUUCUGCACUGUCUCUUUAAGGACACCUUCUCCCCUCCUCCGGAGCCGGCAGUAGGUGGGACCCGGGCAGUGUUCUCACCAUUCUUCCCGGUGUCUCUCCCUGACUGGCAGCAGACUGGUCCCGCCUCACGGCUCUCGGAAUAGGCAGGGAGGUGCUGCAGACGGGAGGGAGGACCCUCGACUGCAGCACCUUCACUGUCCCUGUUCUUGCCAGAAUGAUGCUGUCCCUUGUCACCGUCCGCCGUGCCGGGCACGGGUGCCCUCAGCCUCUCUCACCUAUUCCGCAGGUUCCCUCUGGUGCCCAGGUGGUGGGGACAGGCAGGAUCCCAGGCAGGCGCUGGGUCCCCUGUUUGCCACACCACUGCAGACCCCAGCCCCCAGGGUCUGCGUGCACCCGAGGGAGGGUCAGGGUGGCCUUCAGUGCACCAAGGACAAAAGACAGAACGGUAUUUUUACAGAAGCAUGUAGUGACAGGACAUGAGGGAAUGGUUUUGAACUGACAGAAGGUUUGGAUUAGAUAACAGGUAUAAAAAUUCUUCUCUGUGAGGGUGGUG
This is a messenger RNA of Cyanistes caeruleus (blue tit), 5134 nucleotides long. The record is from RefSeq and is a predicted model, not a curated record. Lineage: Eukaryota; Metazoa; Chordata; Aves; Passeriformes; Paridae.